Ictalurus punctatus (channel catfish) is the source of this 7260-nucleotide messenger RNA. It is a transcript of the gene pdgfrb, whose product is annotated as platelet-derived growth factor receptor, beta polypeptide. The transcript is spliced from 24 exons. The coding region runs from base 418 to 3663 and encodes 1081 amino acids. The record is from RefSeq and is a predicted model, not a curated record. Lineage: Eukaryota; Metazoa; Chordata; Actinopteri; Siluriformes; Ictaluridae. Gene Ontology annotation, cellular component: signaling receptor complex. Gene Ontology annotation, biological process: cell surface receptor protein tyrosine kinase signaling pathway; protein phosphorylation; positive regulation of kinase activity. Gene Ontology annotation, molecular function: ATP binding; platelet-derived growth factor binding; platelet-derived growth factor beta-receptor activity.
UUCUUUCGUUUUAAGACUUGCCAGUAUCCAAAGAGGACCUCCCGGCCACUCACGUUUUCAGGGAAAGAAACAAAAGUGGACCUCUGUUGCUGAGGAGACCGGGGUAUGUGUGUGUGGACAUGUUUCAGGGACUCAGGAGUGUAAACGAUAAGCACGCGCGCUCGGGCUCCACACAGCAGAGAGUUUGACCCAGCCUCCACGAUACAAAGCUCCACAUCAUUGGAGACCGUUACUCACAUGUAAGAAGCCCGACUGGGAGGCAGGGCGCAUUUUAGAGAAUCAGAGACAUAGAGAAAGAGAGAGAGAGAGAGAGCAGUAGUGGAAAGACAGAGACAGGCAGAGACAGAGGCAUGUCCAGAAUCUGACGUGCUCGGAGUACUGAGAAACUGAAGAAAAAGACCACACCAAUCAGCCACUAUGCAGGGAGUCCAUGUCAGCCUUUUCCCACUGACACCCUUAAUAACAGCUCUCCUGAUCCUCCUGCUGUGCUCAGCUAGUUCUGGUCUGGAGCUGAGCCCCAGCACAAAAGAGAUCAUCCUGACUGCGAAUGACUCCAUCUCCAUCAUCUGUUCCGGCUGGGCGCCCGUCUCCUGGCGCUACAAAAGAGAAGAUUUUUCAGCACCUGAUUUCAGAAUGGAGAACCGAUCCAACACCUCUAGUGUUCUCCACCUGACGAAUGUGACAUGGAAACACACAGGAGUGUACAUGUGUUCUGAGGAUGGCUCUGAGGAGAGCAGAGAGGUGGCUGUCUAUGUGCCUGACCCGGACGAGUGGUUUUUGGAGAAUGAAUAUUCUGCAAUCACUAGGACAAGCAAUGAAGGGACAGUCCCCUGUCUGGUGACAGACCCCAAAAUUAACGUGACCCUCCAUGAUAAAGAUACUGGAAGCCCAGUGAUGGGCAAGUACAUACCCACCAGUGGCUUUACAGGAAUACUGGAAGACAAGAUUUACAAAUGCAGAGGAGAACGCAACGGAGAGGAGAAGUGGUCCAAUGUGUUCUAUGUCUUCAGCAUCUUAGUUCCUGAGGCGCUGGACACCCACAUCAAUGCCUCGAAGACGGUGCUGAAACAAGGCGAGCCGCUCAACGUCAACUGCACGGCCCACGGAGUCGAGCUCGUCUUCUUCUCCUGGGAGUUUCCGAACAAAGCUAAAGAUGUGGAAAUCCUGACAGACAUAAUCUUGGCGACCAUGAGCAUGCGCUCCUUCCUGAACAUUUCCCAAACCACUCUGGCACACUCUGGAGAGUACGUCUGCCAUGCACAAGAGAGCGUGGGCAACCAACGUACUUCUCUUAGUAUCAACAUCACUGUGCUGGAGAGAGGGUUUGUCGAGCUGAGCUCAUUUCUAAACCCGAAUGUCUCAGCAUUACUGCAUGAGAACGUGGAGCUGAGGGUCGAGGUGGAGGCAUAUCCCAAGCCUCACAUCCGCUGGAGCAAAGAUGGAGCCGUGAUCAACGGAGACAACGUCAUCAACACGAGGCAGGAACAAGAGACCAGGUACAUCAGCACAUUAACUCUAGUGAGAAUCCGCCUAGAGCAGAAAGGAUAUUACACUAUUCAUGUUGCCAAUGAGGACGAUUCCAAAGAGAUGAUCUUUGACCUAGUGGUUAAAGUUCCCCCACAGAUAACCGAAAUUUCCGAUCAUCACCUGCCGGAGAAAAAGCACGCCGUCACCUGUAUGGCAGAGGGAGUCCCAUCUCCCAGAAUCCAGUGGUUCAGCUGUGACAGCGUGCACAAGUGCAGCAACAAAAGUGCUCUGUGGAGCCCCCUAGUGCCAGAUACAGAGAGCAUCAACAUUGUGACUAACAGCACUUAUAAUGAGAACCGCAAGAUCCACCAGGUGUACAGCCAGGUGAUGUUUCUCCAUCCUCAGCAGAUCACUGUCCGCUGCCAGGCCAGGAACGAGAGAGGAGCUCGGGCAAGGGACAUCAGACUUGUCACUAGCACUCUGUUCUCACAGGUGGCUGUUCUGGCUGCUGUUCUGGCACUAGUCGUCAUAGCCAUCAUUUUUAUCAUCAUCCUAAUCGCCGUGUGGAGGAAGAAGCCGCGUUAUGAGAUCAGAUGGAAGGUGAUUGAGUCUGUGAGUCAGGAUGGACAUGAGUACAUCUACGUGGACCCUAUUCACCUCCCCUAUGACCUGGCCUGGGAGAUGCCUCGAGACAGCCUGGUCCUCGGUCGCACUCUGGGAUCAGGAGCCUUUGGAAGAGUGGUAGAGGCAACUGCAUAUGGACUUACCAAUUCCCAAUCUUCUACUAAAGUGGCUGUGAAAAUGCUCAAAUCGACGGCACGUAGGAGCGAGACUCAGGCUCUGAUGUCUGAGCUGAAGAUCAUGAGUCACCUGGGUCCACACCUCAACAUCGUCAACCUGCUGGGAGCCUGCACUAAACAAGGUCCUCUGUACCUGGUGACGGAGUUCUGUCGAUACGGAGACCUGGUAGACUACCUGCACAGGAACAAGCAGAGCUUCCUGCAGAACUAUGCAAACAAGAGCGCCCUCACUAAUGGUAGUGACAGCCACAUCUGCAUUGACUCUGAUGUGCCUUCUGGAAAAGGCUAUGUGUUAUUUGGCUCUGAGAGUGAUGGUGGUUAUAUGGACAUGAGAAAAGAGGACAUGACUGAAUAUGUGGCCAUGCAAGAGCUGACGGACAGCAUCAAAUACGCUGAUAUCCAGCCGUCUCCGUAUGAGUCACCAUAUCAGCAGGACAUCUACCAAGAACAAGGUCACAGAGUGGACCUUUCACUGGUCAUCAGUGAUUCUCCCAUUCUGAGCUACACUGAUCUGGUGGGCUUCAGCUUCCAGGUGGCCAAAGGCAUGGAGUUUCUGGCCUCCAAAAAUUGUGUUCAUCGGGACCUGGCUGCUAGGAAUGUCUUAAUAUGUGAGGGAAAACUGGUGAAAAUUUGUGACUUCGGGUUGGCCAGAGACAUCAUGCAUGACAACAAUUACAUCUCCAAAGGCAACACGUUCCUGCCUCUGAAGUGGAUGGCCCCAGAGAGCAUCUUCCACAACCUCUAUACAACACUCAGUGAUGUCUGGUCUUAUGGUAUUUUGCUGUGGGAGAUUUUCACUCUGGGAGGAACCCCAUACCCAGAUCUCCCUAUGAAUGACCUCUUCUAUAAUGCUCUUAAGAGAGGUUAUCGGAUGGCCAAACCCAUGCACGCUGCAGAGGACAUUUAUGAGGUGAUGAGGAAGUGCUGGGAAGAGAAGUUUGAGAAGAGGCCGGAGUUCUCCUAUCUGGUGCAGGAGAUGGGGAACAUGCUUACCGAAGGCUAUAAAAAGCGAUACUCCCAGGUCAGCGAGAGCUUUCAGAAGAGUGAUCAUCCAGCCGUGGUACGCAGCAAGCCCAGGAUGCCGUCUCCAUUCCCGGGCACACUCCCUCCCUCUUCCCCUUCCACCAUUUUUCCUCCAUCCUCCACACCUAACCGUUGCCUAGAGGCUGAUCAAGACAUGGCACUAGUACCUUAUAACGGUUACAUCAUCCCAAUCCCUGACCCCAAGCCUGAAGAAGAGUGCCAGGAAGUCAGUAUGCCAACAGAAAGCCCCUCAAGCUCUGUAGGGUCUGAGGCAGAGACAGCAUCAUUGGAGGCUCCCAGUGCAGAGCAGGAGUGUUAUGAACAACUGAAGGAACUCUCCAACACUCCUGACGCAGAGGAGAGCUUCCUGUAACACCAUGUUGCUUCCUCUUACACUGGAGAAUAUCUGUGACUGACAUUCAAACAAAAAUGCAGACACAGCAUCUGGUUAAUACAAAGCCUAUGGGGUGACACAGUGGUUAUUUAAGACUACUAAUUAAUAUAUCGAGGCCAUAAGUUAAUAUUUCAAGAUGAAAAACUAGUGUUGCAAUCCACACUACUCAGAACUUCAGCUCGAACAGACAUGGAUGCCCACAGCAAGUUCAUAUCUGUAUGUCCAGUCUGUGAAUUUGAUAAACAUAUUAAUAAGAUCUACAUUAAUUAUUUCUGUGCAUGGAGCAAGAAGAAAUUACAUAUAAUGUAGGUUAACUGUCGAUCAUUUUUGCUUAUAAAAAUUCUCUCUCACAAUGGUCUUAUCGUGUUCGGCUGAAGUUACAAGCUUCAAAAGCUAAACUAAACUCUGAAAGCUAUUAAAACACAUUUCUACAACAGAAACAUUAUCAAGUACAAUCAAGUAGAAAAUAAUGCAAAAGGAAUUCUGUUUACUGUCGACUGUGCGCCGCCAUAUUGUUAUGACUUCAGGUGUUAACUCAGGCAAGGUAGAUGUUGCCCGAGUUCCCGACUUAAGGAAUUACAAAUUGAAUGACCAUUCCAUUGCACUUUUCCAUGUCGGACGUCAGAUUUUUCCAAGUUUCAAGCACAAUGGAUUGCAUCAUAAGUAUUUUGUGGCCACAAAUUAGCCAUGACUUAAAAUAUGUUGCAGGAUCAUCAUACUUAAUCGGUGGCCUCCAGUUAAUUAUUUAGUGAAAAAGCCUAUUUGCUUUAAUGUAAUGUGAACUAACGCUAUAUCCAUGUUACAGCACCUGUGACUCCAUUAUCUGUCAUUCCAAGCUUGAAGUAAAGUCCAAUAUUAUCAGUCAGCUUCAUGCAUAAGUUCAUGUGGCCACUAAAUGCUAUAGUUGCCACAAAUUAUAUAAUAGCGCUUAACCAGUGGCCUCAAUAUAUUAAUUAUUGGCUAAACCUUAAUUAAAAAAAAAAAAAAAAAAUGAUACUUAUAAACAGUUAUUCUGUACAAGUAAGAACAGUUAGCAUUACUACAAUUAACUUCUAUCAGAUUUCUUAUAAUAUCUUACAGGGGAGGAGUUGGGAAAGUUUUAUUUGAUUUUUGAAGAGUAGAUAUCAAAGUGGAGACAUCAGUGUUUCUAAUGCUGCAUUCGAUUUGUAACUCAAAAUUUCCCAUCUCUGAUUAAAAACAAAGGAAAAGGGCCUGCGGUGGGGGUCCCCAGAGUAAGACAGAAAAUAAACAACCCAACUGUCAGGCAGUUAGAUUACUGUAAAUAAAUGAGGCUGAUGAGCUGAAUGGCAGUUUUGGACAUCACACUUGAGCUUCAUGAACAUGCACACACUUUCCAACAUGCACCUGAAGCUCUUAACAGUUCUGUAUAAAAGUCGUCUUGUUCUGCUGGGUUUGAACAGACCAUCAGCGGGGAGUUCUUUGCAGUUUUUCUGGUACGUUGCUCAUUCUGAUGUCUACGCUAGCUUGUUGUACUGAUAUUAUAACUAGCAAGUCCUGGUGACUCUAUCACAAUAGCGAACACUCGAAGUAGCUUGUUAAGGUUAACCAGUCACUACUUUUUUCACCGACAGAAUGAGUGGAGCAUGAAAGAAUGCACUUUCAACCAAUUUCAACUCAAUUUAGGCUUCAAAACAGCAUAAUGCAUAAUAGUCAUAUAUACAGUCAUUGGGCUCAAUUCAAUCCAACAGGCAUGCUCAAAAACUCGUAGGAAUUCCUACUAGCAGUUGAGGGAGAGUUUUCUUCUCCUUAGCUAAGGUAGGAAAUUCGGAGUUAGUCGAACGCAGCACAGAGAUACAUUUUCACUAAAAGAUCUGUACACAUGAAGGUGACAUUCAAUGGAUCUGUCAAAAACACACUGACUUGUUGCUGUUUGGUCAUCACUUUUAGAUGAACAUUUGCCUGUACAUAUUUUAUGCUAAAAUACAUAUAGACCUGUGCACACAUUUACAGUGGUUCAAGUUUAGGCUUGCCAUGAGCUGCCCUUAUAUGCUGUUAGAGCUUGAUUGUAAAACUCUUUAAGGUGAGCUAAAAAUGUAUUUUUUCUUGCAUCUUUCUCACCAUCAGCUGAACCCUGCCCCAGACUUUCUCCUAUUGGCUGAUAAAUGGCUAUGUCAGAGGACAUUGUGACAAAAGCAGCUCUGGUGAAUGCAAUUUCUAUGUGUUGGUGAGUGCUGCCUUGAGCACCGUGUCUUCAUUAAAAUAAAUGGCAAAAUGUGCAUUUUUGACAGAUAUCAAAAUGCCCCUUUGAACGAAUCUAAUCAUAACUUUUUAUUCCAACGGAGUCGAGUGAAUUUUACAAGCAUGAGACCAUAUUGAAAACUUGCAAUUGAGACACUCAUGAGUAAAAUUGUGAGUAGUUACGGACAGGAACAAAUAAUCGGUUUGUACUAUUUUGUACAAUGGAGAAUGGUAUACUACAGUGUGUUUAAAAGUCGAGUGAAUCUGCAAACAAUACAUCAUCAGUAUUGAAAUUGCAUGCUGUAAGUGGCAUUGGAAAGUGUUUUUUUUUUUCUUUUAGAACUGAAGACUGUUAUUUUGUAAAUUGUUUGUUGUAGUUCAGCUACAUACAGUAACAAGAACUGACAUUUUUUUGAGGACAUGUCUAUGAAAGUAUUUUCUAUUUCGCAACUGUUGAACAGAGCCUUAUGCAAAAAAAAAAAAAAAAAAAAAAAAAAAAGACUACAUCCAGUAUGUUUGUUGGUUUUUUUGUUUUGUUUUGUUUUGUUUUAAAUCAUUUUCCUAUAUUUUAUGUUUCAGGGGAAGGAAUUCUUACAGCCUUGUAGCAAAUUUGCACUUUAAAAUUUAUUGGGAAAUAACCUAGAUGAUUUUUUUUUUUUUUUUGGUUUUAAUUUUUUUUUUUUUUUUUUUUUUUUACACUUUUAUGAGUGAAAUGAAGGUACAUUAAAUGAAUAGAGAAAUGAUAUACUGUUGAUGCAGUAUUAUAAAAAGAAUGAUUUCCUUCCUUUAGCAUUGUAAUCUUCUGACUGAAAUACUAGUGAAACAGCACAGGUUAAGGUACUAGAUGCAGGGCAACUCUAUGGGUGAAACUUUAUCUUUUAUGUUACUUAUUUCUGCUAAAAGAGAUUCUGUAUCUUUAAUGUCGUUGUUAUAGAAACACAGUGUUGAGCCUUAAGUAGAAGUCUCUUUUUACUCCAAUAAAGGGCCAAUCCCAUUUUACGAAACCUGAAAUUUCAUCAUUUUACUAGAAACUGUAAAAACUAACCUCAAAACAGUAGCGAUGGCCCAUGCCAUAUACCUACUAAAGCAGCCAUCCAUUUUGUAAAACACACAUAAAGUAUAGUGCUUUGCUUUCUUUUGACCUUUAUAGAUUUUAUUGUAGCCUUUUUUUUGUAAAUGAGCCAAACCUUAUUUAGUGCCACAUGAUAAAUCACACUUUAUGAGGAAAUAUUACACAUGCUAUGGUACCAAAGCUUCUACAUUAUGUAUGUUUACAAGUGUAUUUUUGUAUAAAUAUUUUGUAUAUUGUACUUUAUUGUACUAAAUGUGCUAUAUGUAAAGGAAACAUAUAAUAAAGAUAAGGGAGAGAAAAAAAAA